AUAUAAAUUAAAAAAAUUUACCAUUAAAUAACAUAUAAAAUUACAUAAAAAAGAGUCAUACAUAUAAAAUCUUUUAUUUCACUGUACUUAUAUCUCAUAUAAUUCAAACUCAACAUCUUUACUUUUUACAAAAAAAAUUACUAUUAAAUUGUUUAACUCAUUGAUACAUUUUCAAUUAUUUAUCAAUCAUUUAAAAAAAAAUAUUCUCCUCACCGCGGAUGACAGUCGAUACCAAUGCGGACGCUAGUACGCGCGUGGCGGACAGCGUUGACCAUAAGUGUGUACUGGUCGGCGGCAUCGGCAGUCAUAACGCCGUUACCUGCGCACGCCAAAAUGCGCGGACCCAUGCCUACAGGUUUCGGCCGCGUCUUUCUAUCAUUACGGUUGAAGACGGUACAAUUCUUCCCUCACGGUAUCCUGCUCCUCUCUAUAUAAAUACGCUAUGGUCUCAAAUAAGGAGCAACCAAUUCAGUGGAGAAGCAUCGAGCGACACAGAAAGAGUCUACGUCUAAAUUGAAGAUCCGGGAAGGCACUUUGAAGCUUUUGGGUCUUGGGUUUUAGUCUUCUUGCCCAGAAAGUUGAGAGCUUUGUAGGUAUUUACAGUAGCCAAAGCUGUUUUCUUUGUUAUGAUUCUGCUUCAAUUUCAUUUGGGUUGGCUAUGUUUUGGUGUUUCUGUGAUGGGUUUAAAUUGGGUUUUUGGAUUUGGGUGUUUUCUUUUUCUUGUUUUGGUUUAUGGUUCUUGGAGAUGAAAACGGUAAGCUAGGUUCAGGGGAGUGAAUGGAAUUUGCUAGGCUGAUUCGAGUUUCUCCUUUUUCAUUCUUAUUCUGAUGGAGUGAUUAUGAUUGGUUGGACUGAAAAUAUGAAUUGAUUUCUUUGUCACUUUAUAAAGGAUUUUUUUUUUUUUUUCCAUUUUUCAGCUUUUGCACACAAAGUUGAUUUGUGGAACACCAUUUCAUCUUGUGAAGGAAAUUACUUAAUAUCUUACUUUUCUUGGGGUAUUUGGUUUUGGGAAUUGAUUACUUCUCAAUAAUUAGGAUUUUGGAGGGCUAUAACUUGGAUUAGUUUAAACGAGAAGCAAUAAGAGGAUUAAUUCAUUAAAAAAAAUUGCUUGAGUCCAGUUUAUUAACUUGUUGAAUGCAUCUGCAUUGAACAUUUGAAGUUUGGUACUUAUUCAUUGAAAGUGGAUUUUUUAAGUUGGUGUUUUUGUUUAUGAUACUUAUGACUUAUUAGAAAAAGGUUUUAUAGAAUAUGAUUUUUGCUGAAUAAUCUUGUCUUGGGCUU
Rubroshorea leprosula is the source of this 1281-nucleotide messenger RNA. Lineage: Eukaryota; Viridiplantae; Streptophyta; Magnoliopsida; Malvales; Dipterocarpaceae. The record is from the annotation of a GenBank genome assembly.